Molecule: messenger RNA, 411 nt
Organism: Porites evermanni
Lineage: Eukaryota; Metazoa; Cnidaria; Anthozoa; Scleractinia; Poritidae
Source: the annotation of a GenBank genome assembly
GUUGUGAAGGAUGUCGGUAAACUAUUAGGAGUGGAUAUUACUGAAAAUGACAUUUCAGUAAGUCAUCGAAUGCCUCAAAGUCAAAAACACAAAGGCAAGCCUGGACCGCCAGCUAUCAUAGUUAAAUUUGCGAGGCGUGAUGUCAAAGAUAAUUUCUACCGUGCUAGGAAGCAGCUCAAGGACUUAACAACGCGGGAUCUUGGAUAUUCCGAGAAAAACAAGAUCUAUCUUGCAGAGAGCCUGACAGAAAGGAAUCGAAUGUUAUUCAAAGAUUGUUUGAAGGUAAAGAAGGAUUUGGAGUUCAAGUUCAUUUGGACUUUAAAUGGAAAAAUCUUCAUGAGAAAAGACAAAGACUCUGCUGUUCACCAUAUUAAUAACAAAGAGGAUCUUCAUAAGAUGCAAUCUAGAUAA